This is a messenger RNA of Brenthis ino (lesser marbled fritillary), 249 nucleotides long. The record is from the annotation of a GenBank genome assembly. Lineage: Eukaryota; Metazoa; Arthropoda; Insecta; Lepidoptera; Nymphalidae.
AUGGCCUACCGGCGUUGCAUCGUCACCUCACGGUGCAGCGUAUGCGCAGGCAAGAGCGCUAGUACGCUGCCAAGGAUGUCGCGUGUCGCCCGCAACGGCUUCUAUGCGAAUGUCGGCUCACUACCGGCUGCUACUGAAGAUUCCUUCCAUGCUGAUAACGAUAAGGUCGGUCGAUCGCUCAUCUCACGUUAUCUAGACGGUGACCACGAUCAAUCUCCUUGUGUGACUUCUAGGCCGCGAUUCCGCCCG